GACUUCACUUUGCGAUUUGCUCCUUUUUUUGCCGGUGUCCGUGCUUUAACUAGAAAUUAUAACAAAACAGUCUUAUCAGCCGCGUGACAGUGCCACAAUGAAAAGGCGUUUAAAAUAUUUUUUCAAGAUAGCUAAGUAGCAUUAGCCAUAGUAACUGAACUGAUCUGAGGGCAGCAGAGGUUGCCACGGUAACCUGCAGCGUCAGUGCGGUAAAUGAAAGUGAGUGUGCGGACAUGUCAGAAAACAGUUUGGCCUUAAGCGCGUUUGGGACUUGGACCGUCCGCACCGUCCGCUGUAACUGAACACAAGUAAUCCAUCUGUGAAAGAGGCUUAAGACAUGGACAACUGUGAUUUGGAGAAGCUCUCCGUCUCUGGUGCGAAGCUCCAUCCAGCGUUCACUCCAGAAGUCACACACUACAAAGUGACAGUUGAAUGCAAUGUCAGCGAAGUGACUGUGGACUUGAUUACUAGCGACUGUGGGGCUUCAUACAGUAUUCUCUUUGGUGACGGUUCCAGCACCAUUAAACUGAAUGAUGGGUUAAACAGAGUAGAGAUUGAGGUGGUGGCUGAGGAUGGCACCAUAAAGAAAUACUGUGUGGAAAUCACCAGGCUGUCUGCAAAAGUUGCAGAGCUCAGUAAUCUGGCUUUGGAUGGAGAUAUUCCACUGCAUCCUGAAUUUUGUACCAACAUCUAUGAAUAUAAUAGCCUCGUUCCCUUUCACUGUAACGCUGUCACACUGCUUCCCAAAGUGGCAGACAAAAACAUAAAACUUGAAGUGAAUGGGGAAGGCGGCUCACAGCAGGUCCCUCUGAACUUUGGAGACACUGUGGUGGAGAUCUCAGUCUGUUCAGCAGAUGGCAGUAAUUCACAGGUGUACACACUGUUGGUGACUCGCAAGCUGAUUCCCAUGGCCGUGACCUUCGCUGAUGAGAAGCAGCAGCUGGACUACGAAUGCCCAGUAUCUCUGACUGCCUUUUAUAGGCCUGUAUCUAUCAACCACAGUGACCCAAAGCACAUCUUGUCAAGGCCUUAUAUUGAGAUGCUUGCACGGCGAUCAAAGGUCGAUCCACUUAACGACUGUCCUUUGGGAGAUGGCUGGAAGGUUGUUGAGCUGGACCUCGACAGGAAGAUGUCGGCUGCUCUGGUCAAUUGUUUCUUUGCUUACCGAGGAUGUGGUGGUGUGAUGAAAUUGUCUGAGCUGGGGUCUCACUCUGUGGACUGUCCACACAAGCCCACAGGGUACCUGGAUGCAAAGGAUGUGACAGAGACAGGCUGGUACAAGAAGCACUUUGCAUCAUCCGGUUGUUUGGAGCUCGAGACAAAACACACUUUGGAGGUACGUAGCUGGGAGAAAAGACUACAGAUGACAAUAGGAGAAGACAACGUGGAUAAACUGUGUGCCCUGGCCCAGGAUCACCUGAAAGUCUACCGACAACACCUGCCAAAGCCAGGGGACAUGUUGCAGUAUAAGGACGACCAGUCUCCUCUGCAUAGCCUGGAGCAGGCUGCUGCCCACUAUGCAUCAGCUAUCAGACUCAGCUCCAGAGAUGCCAGGCUCCACUUCCUGCUGGGUGUCGUUCUGGAGGAGCAGCACUAUGCUACAGAGAUCUACGGCCUCCAGAGGAAGGCUGAUGGAGACAGAGAUGAAUUAAGCGACGCCAAAUCUACAGCACGUCAGGAUGACAUCCUGGCUGUGUGCAAACUCCAUGGUUACCUCGGCACGCCCACAGUGCAGAACCAGCUGCAGGCCUUGGAUAAAGAGUACCAGCAGCUCAAAGAGCAGGGACAAUCCAGCAAAGCAGACUAUGUCCAGACACUCUACAUCUGGCUCUCUAAAAAAACUGGGAAGAUGAGUUUGGAUAGCCAUGCAGCCGUGCAGGAUGAAGAGAGCUGUGUUCACCGUGCCCUGAUGAAGUACCUGGAUGCCUGGUCCCUGAGUCCUGACAGCUGGGAGUACAACCUCCAUGUAGGAAGGCUGCUGCUGCUUCGGGGCAGGAGCAGAGAAGCCCUGCAGCACCUCCAGAGCGGUCUGGCUCUGCAUCCCCUUCAUCCUGCACUCAGAUUCUUCACAGGGCUGGCUCUGCUGCAGCAGGAACAGAAGGCCUCUGAGGACACAGAGAAGGAGGCUGCCCUGUUCUUACAACAGGGACUGGAGCACUUUGUCAGCCAGCGAUGCAGCAAGAGCUGGGUGGAGCAGGGUCUGUCAGAGCCUCUGUCAAGCCUUAAUACACAGUUCCUCCGAGGCCUCCUCACUCUGGGCCAGCUGCAGCAGAGGAACACCCUGUCUGGGAAGGCCAUGAGUGCAGAACAAGUGUAUCACACUGUGGCAGUGCUGACUGCCCAGAGUGUGAGUCAGUGUGUGUGUCGUGGCAAGGCGAGCGGGGAGCUGGAGUGGGUGCUCCUGGAUGCUCAGUUCGCCCUGCUGCAGAGGCUGAUCCAGCAGGGCAAGCGCCAGGCCAAGCCAGGCACAGAGAGACAAUCCCUGACGGCAAAAAGAUGCCAGGCCCUCACAGCUCUCAUACGCCUCACCUCUAUCGCCCCCUGUCAGGAGCUGCUGGACAUGCAGGAGAAGGCAUGCCAGCUAGCAGUAGUAACCACACCGCGGAGCAGUCACGCCCUGUGUCUUCUGGGUCAGGUACAGCUGGCUCAAUAUGAUAACAACCCAAAGUCAGACAGGUCAAAGGAAGCCAUAACUGAUGCCUGCCUCAGCUUCCAGGCCAGCAUCGAGCUGGAACACAAGAGUCAGAGUGGAGAGCCAAUUGAACAGCUGAGCAGACAAAAGUGGUGGCAGGACUGGCAGGAGGAGGAAAACAAGAAGGCUGCCACGCAGUCCAUCACCCACCCAGCGGGAGUGAAGGGGCCUUCUGACACCACUAUGGCCAAGAGAGGCGUUAAACAGGGCAGAGGGGGACCUGGUCAAGGGCGGGUGGCAGCAGCUGUAACCAAAGGUCCUGCUGCUACGCCCCCAGCACCCAUCAGGGGAGGGAAAGCUGCCCGUCCUCCAGCCAAAACCCCUGCAGCCAGGGGGAAAGCUGGAGCAGGAACCAAGCCAGAUAAAUCCUCUAAACCUUCCAACAACAGUCCUAAACCCCAGUUCGCUGCCAGCAAGUCUAAACAGGAAUGUUGCCCAGAUACUGCUGAGAUAGCGGAAGAGCCUGCUGUGGCGGACAGAGCGAGCAUUUCCGGUCCAGUGAACCGAAGGUCUCAUGUCUCACGACUGGGUCUGGCCCGCGCCUUCUCCCGCUCUGCAGACACCCAGGACCAGGCGAAGCAGCUCUACCACGAGGUCAUCUCCAUGGCACCAGGGGUCCAUGAUGCCUACAUCGAGCUGGCGCAGCUGCUGGAGCCAUCAGACCCUCAGGCUGCGGUGGAGGUGUACUGCAGAUUCCCCCUGAGGCCUGUGGCCGAGCAAAGUUUCGAUGAUGCAUUCAUCACAGGAGAGAUCGUCCGCAUGCUGAUGUCGCUGGAGCAGUACGACCACCCGCAGCUUGGCCUCAGCCUCGUGGCGUACGGCAAAGUCAUGGGCCUAAGUUGCAUAGACAAAUACAUCAACAUCUUGGAUGAAAAGUCCAUGACAAAGCUGCUGAAGAGUGUCUAUGCUAAGAUCCAUGACAGACAGGAGGACGAUCAGGACCUACAGGACUUCUUCAAGUUCAGAUGCUGGCUAUAAUAAUGCUUGUGACCC
Molecule: messenger RNA, 3685 nt
Organism: Scatophagus argus
Lineage: Eukaryota; Metazoa; Chordata; Actinopteri; Scatophagidae
Exons: 20
Coding region: 338-3670 (1110 amino acids)
Biological process (GO): protein polyubiquitination; ubiquitin-dependent protein catabolic process
Molecular function (GO): protein binding; ubiquitin protein ligase activity
Source: RefSeq, a predicted model, not a curated record